UCGUUUCUCACUUAUCACCUCACACUCCCCCUUUGUAUUCUCUCUCUUGUUUCCUUAUACACACUCUCUCCAUUCCUCCUCCCUCCCUUAUUUUUAAAGCUUUCAUCUCAUCCUAUUUCUCUCGAUCAUUCUGCUACUUUUACCUUUUUCCUUCCCGUCACCCCAUUCUCUCUCUCUCAAUCCUACAUAGCAGCAGCAGCAUCUCCUAUUGCUGCAACACUCCAGACUACCCCUCUCAUUAAACGUUAUUGCUGUCCUCUUACUGACGGAGCGGCGGUAGCAGUUAUAAUAAUAAUAAAAAUAUUUCACUGCUGCUUCCUUCGCAUUUUUUCUCGAUUUUCUACGAGCUUUACCCCCCUCUGAAGCUCGAAGCCUUCGCGGAUACAUUAAAAAUAUUACACUCUCACCGCUAUCUUCAUCUAUAUAUAUUUAUACAGACACCGGAUAAAUUGCCUUUAACCAUUUCUUUUUCAAUGAAGACAAUCCUGAACAUGACCUCUGCCUAAAAGGGUAUAAAAAGAAACCUAUUGGUUCCUUCUGCCUAGUCUGUGAUAGUUACAAUGCUGCAUGUUUUAUAUUUUGGACAGUUGAUUCAUGCAUACCAAGACCUCUGCCAAUUUUCGAAUUGCUAUUGCCACAUGUAUGGCAUUCUAUUGCGUCAAAUUUCUACUCCAAUGUAAUAGUAGAGAGUGACAGGCAUGGGAGCUACAGAUGAGCAAAUGGCGGAGCCAGGAGCUAUCACAGCCAUCUCAGUGGUAGAUUCCUCCAGGUUGUCAACAUUUGUGAUCUCAAUACUCCUGAUUGUCUAUGGUAGCUUCAGGUCAUUGAAUCUGGAGCAAGAAAAUCGAGAAAAAGAGAAGGAUAAAACAAAUUACAAUGGUUUUUCUGGAGAAAAUGAUGGAAAGCUCAUGGAAUCCAUAUCAUUAUCAACAGUUUGUGCGAGGUGUCUAUCCUCUUCCCUUAGGCCAGCUACAUCAUCAAACAGACGGAACGCAAGCGUAGGAUUCGAUGUUCAAACCAUUGACACAUGCCAAGCCAUGUUUUUACCAAUUGCAGCUUCAGUUUCUCUCUUGGUUAUGUUUUUGUUCUUUGAUUCCUUACAAAUGGUUUUUGCAAUCUGCACAGCCAUCUUAGCCACAGUUGCAUUUGCAUUCCUCCUGUUACCAAUGUGUCAGUAUCUUAUCCGACCAUGUUCCAGUGGACAAAAAAUUUCCUUUGGAAUUUGUGGCCGGUUUACUGCGGCAGAGAUAAUGUCAUUCUGCCUAUCAUUUUUCAUUGUGUGUAUAUGGGUAUUAACAGGGCAUUGGCUUCUCAUGGAUGCUCUUGGAAUGGGUUUGUGUGUGGCUUUUAUAGCUUUGGUUCGUCUUCCCAGUCUUAAGGUUUCUACACUUCUCCUUGUCGGACUUUUAAUUUAUGAUGUAUUUUGGGUGUUUUUCUCAUCGUAUAUAUUUAGUACCAAUGUGAUGGUCAAAGUUGCAACGAGACCAGCCGAGAAUCCUGUUGGGAUAUUUGCUAAGAAACUUCAUUUAAGUGGUCUGGUACGAGAUGCUCCAAAGUUGUCACUUCCUGGAAAAUUAGUCUUUCCAAGUAUGCAGAACAGCAGUCAUUUUUCCAUGCUGGGACUAGGAGAUAUUGUUAUGCCUGGUUUACUGCUGUGUUUUGUGCUAAGGUAUGACGCGUACAAGAAGUCUCAGCUGAACAGCAUUGAGGCAGGAAUCCCACAACCCAUCAAUACCAUUCAAAAGAUCACAUAUUUCCAUUGCUCUUUAAUAGGGUAUUUUUUAGGUCUGUUGACUGCCACCGUGUCAUCAGAGGUAUUCAAAGCAGCACAGCCUGCUCUUCUCUACCUAGUCCCUUUUACACUGCUUCCUCUGCUGACUAUGGCAUACCUCAAGGGUGACUUGCGUCGCAUGUGGAAUGAGCCAUUCAUCAAUAACCAGUCUAGCAAGCUAGAGGUCUAAACAGCUGUGUGUAGAUGGCCAACUACAUUAUAUAUACACACACACACAUUAUAUAUAUAUAUAAUGUAUGUAUGUAUGUAUACACCCAACAUGGAGGUCUAAAUAACUGCGUAGAUGGCCAACUACACUAUAUGCCCACAUUCACUGGUUUUUCAGACCACAGAUGGAUGGUUGGGGAUGAUCAAUGGAGCACAAUAACACUGGAAAAGAAAUAACAAGAUUUACAGCUUAACAACAGCAUCUGAAUGUAUGAACACAUUACACGCAUAAACAUACACCUGCUGACCUGUGCACUCACACGUGUAUUUGUGGGUGUUAUAUAUACAUACACACACUCACACACACACAAAACGCACAUACACUUAACCAAGUCAAGGAAGAUAGUGAUAUAAUGUUCUUCUUCCGCUAGUUGUGGAUAAGGUAUUCUAUGAUCUGUGUAAUAGUUGGAUGAGAACAAUACAUUCUUACCGCAGCUACCUCUACUACAACUACUACUGAUUCAAGAUUCCCCACCACUACAACUACUAUUGCAACUUUAUACAGGGACUAAUUGAAUAGCAUUGUUGAGCUGGAUAACACAAGAGCUGCACUGCGAUAUGUUACCUUUUGAGUUUACUCUUUUACCAUACACCUGACAGUACACCGGACAUCUGUUACGACUAUCCCUUGUUUUUCCUGUCAAGAGUUCUAUUUUUACUUCCAACUGAAGUCAUUCCUGGUAGAAAAAGAAAAAUGGUUUUACCCUUGUCUUGUAAUAACUGUUUUUUUUCUGCUGCACUGUUUUCAAACUGUAAAUCUAGAUUCUUCCUCCUGUCGCAACUGCCCUCUCCUCUUCCUCAUUCCUGCCUCCUAUCUGUGCUGCCACCUGCCUCCAACUACUAUUUAUAUUGCUUUUAUUUGUAUCUGUACUACUCUGUGAUUAGAUACCACACAAGAAAGAUGGCAGUGUUGGUGUAAGACAGGAUUAAAAAAAAAAACAACCAGGCUUUUGAAGAAAGAAAAGAUUUCCUUAGUAAAAAUCAUGCUCAAUACUGGAUAUGUUGGAGAUAUUUGCAUAAUUUUGUUGCCUUCAUUUUCACUCAGUUAAGAUAUUGGCUAUCAUCUGUCACCUUGAUUGUUGUUGGUGAUUGUAUGUAAAUCAUUAUUCAUUUGAUUUGCUUUGGUGGAGAAAUGUAAAUAGACAUGAGAUUAUACCAAGGCAUCUUCAUAUAGCUCUUCAGUUAUUGUUUUAUCAUUGUUAACCCUCAUAUAUGUCAAUCUAUAAGUGACAGGCUUCUAUUAUUCCUACUGAUGCACAAGGUUGAUGCAGCUAUCAACUUAUGAAUGUUACAAUCCUUUUUUAAAUCAACACUAUUUCCUAGGCUGGACUUGAAAUAAUACAUAACAUUCAGUACAUUCCUUGUAUACUGAUUGCUUCUUUGACUCUUAUUCUCACUGUACUUCAGUUUUCAUGAUUUUACCAUUCUUUUUGUCUAAUUUCCUCUGUUCUUUUCUGUUCUUGUAGUCCGGUUGCUUCUCUGUUCUUUUUACUUCUCAUUCUGGUUGUAACAGUUUUGUGGGACAUGUUUUCAGUUUUAUAUUUCCAGACUCCAUACAUUUCUGCUAAACUAAGGCAUCAUUAUCUUAUUGAAAAUUUAGUCGAAAACAGAAACUUUGAAGGACAUACAUUGCUAUUGUUUCUUUUUUGUCUUUUUUUAAAAUUCUAGAUAAACUUGUAUUGUCAUUUUAAAGACCCUACCCCUUUUCUAAAAAUAUAAUUCAACAGAUUGAAUAGCCUUUUAAACUUUUUUUGAAUUCAUUAAAUAUUUUAUUUUAAUUCUACCGCCAAAGCAGACUGUUGUUAUUUAAAUUUUAAUUUGUCAUGGUCAUAUUUUUCCGUUCUUUUAUAAAUUUUUGAUGUAGUUUUAGAUUAAAAUUGCCUUCACAUUCAACAGUUUUAUCUUUGGUAAUGACUAAUAUAUAACAAUUGCAACUUUAAAGUUAAUGAUGUGAUGUGAAACAGUAUGAGUCAAAGGUUGAAAUCAGUAAAGUGCUAUAUUAAACAUCUUUCAGUAUUUAAUUACAUUUCUCUAGAUGAUACCUACAGAGUUGAUUCUGCUCAUCAUUAUCUCUGGAGUUGUUAGAAUAAGUAUUAACCAUGCCCUUGGGUUCAUUCAAUCAUCUCUUCCCACUCUGUAUUAGUUUUGUGGCUACAUAACACAUUGUUUUUGUUUUAUAAUUACUCUAUUGCUGUUUUCUCAUAUCAUAUACUAAAACAAAGUUAUCAUUGCUAAUGACUGAUAGCGUAUCAAGAUUGCAACUUAUUAAAGGUGACAUGAGAACACACUAGAUGGUGUGAAAGGGCUUGAGUCAGGAAUUGAAACCAUGAGCUCAAUUCUUCUAUUCAGUGCUCAGCUAACAUCUUAUCACAAGAGCAAUACUAUUACAGUGAUUAUGAAUCUAAUUGAUUGGACACAUUUAUGCAGUUGAGCAAGCCAUAUCCAAUCUCAGUAGUAGCUCUGUAUAUAGAUACAAACAAGUCAAGCAAUGCAACCACCUGUAUGUUGUAUACUCAAUUUAUUGUUUAAAAGGAAGAAAAAAAAAACUGAUGAGAAAUUUUUUUUUAUUGUUUUGUUAAACUUUUACGGUUCUUCCUUGUGAAUAUUGAAUCUAAAUCUGCAAAAACCAAUUGAUGUGCAUGCUGACAUACAUUUAGUAGCUAGUUAUUCAGCUAUUUGAUUCAAUUGUCUCUGGGGGAAUAUUAUACAGACUAUGUCUUGAUUUAGAGUUUCCAAAUAUCAGUCAGAGAGUUACAGUUGUCAAUUUUAAUGAUUAAUUUCAAAAUAAAGCAGCAAAGUGAGAUUUAAGAUAGAACUGUUUCUACUUCAGGUUGUAGCUAUCAUCCUGUCCCUCUUGUAGAUUUCCUCAAUCUCAGUUUACUGUUACAGGUGUCAACUCACUCUUGCUCUCACCUUGUCACUGUCUGUAUUAGUUUUUGUGGAGUUAUACAAUCUUCAAAUGACCAGUAUCUAGACUAGAGGAUAUUGCUACACUUGCUCUGUGUUCUCAACGGAUAAUUCACUAAUACUUAGCUAAGUCUGGAAUAUUAUAGUCAACCUUGGAAUGUUAGUUGAAUCUAAGAAUCCUGUCUUCAAGGAUUUGAGUUCUUAAACAGCUAAUUGAUCUCCUUAAUUCCAUCAACCCAGUAAAAUCUCAACUCAGAAUUUUUCAUCUCUCCAUCACACUUGAGUUUAUUGUGUUUGGGGUUUUCCUUUCUCAUUUGAGCCAAAUUAACUGCCAAGGGCAAUGAUGCUGUGGUCUAAACCAGAUGCCAGCAGUGGUAGUUCAGCUUCUACUUCCAGUACUCCUCCUCUUCCUCUGUUGAACCAUUCUAGAGUGUAUGUGGACUGGGAUAGAUGAUACAGUUGUACAUAUGUAAUGGACAAUAUAAAGCCAAAACAAAUAAAAGGACAGUUUAAAAAUUAUUUUAAAAAAUAUUAAAAAAACCCAAACAAACAAACAAAAUAAAAACAAAAAAUGUAUUUAAAAACGAGAACAAAAAAAAAUAAAAUAAAAAUCUAACAUGGUAGUAGCCACCAUUGAGUCACUGAAGCCAAGGUGGCUGCCACUAAUGUGCCUCUGGAAACAAGAGACCUACAAAGUUGGAAAGACAUUAAACCAAAAUCAUAGACUUCUUUUUUUACUCUUGCUUGUCAAGAUAUGUUUGUCGUUGUCAUUCUCGUUAACGCUGCCAACCACACCACCACCACCACCACCACCACUACUACAACCACCACCACUACUGGCCUGUCAAAUUGGCAGUGUAUAUGUGCAUGCGUGGUUGCUAGAGCAGUGCAUCUGCUGACUCUAGUGGACUGAUAUCAUUAGCUCUUUUCAUCUUUCUUCAUGCCCAUCCAAUUCCACAUUAAGGAUGGCCACACUCAUGUCAUAAAUAAAGUAAAUUUCAGUGAAUUUAUACUUCA
Molecule: messenger RNA, 5923 nt
Organism: Octopus sinensis (East Asian common octopus)
Lineage: Eukaryota; Metazoa; Mollusca; Cephalopoda; Octopoda; Octopodidae
Product: signal peptide peptidase-like 3
Exons: 17
Coding region: 699-1961 (420 amino acids)
Biological process (GO): membrane protein proteolysis
Cellular component (GO): Golgi-associated vesicle membrane; cytoplasmic side of endoplasmic reticulum membrane; lumenal side of endoplasmic reticulum membrane
Molecular function (GO): aspartic endopeptidase activity, intramembrane cleaving
Source: RefSeq, a predicted model, not a curated record